UUGGUUUCGGGUUGUCAGGCAGCUGCAGCGGGGAAGCUGUGAGGAGCGCCCGGAGGGGACCUGGAGGCCUCGGAGGUAGGCCCGGUCAUGCCCGGUGUGGCGGCCUGAGCCCCUCACCAGCCGUCAGCAUGAAGGACAACGGCGACUCCAAGGACCAGCAACUCAUGGUUGCGCUUCGGGUCAGACCCAUCAGUGUGGCGGAGCUGGAGGAGGGAGCGACCCUCAUCGCCCAUAAAGUGGAUGAGCAGAUGGUGGUGCUCAUGGACCCCAUGGAAGACCCCGACGACAUCCUGCGGGUACACCGCUCCCGAGAGAAGUCCUACCUGUUUGAUGUGGCCUUUGACUUCACUGCCACCCAGGAAAUGGUGUAUCAGGCCACCACCAAGAGCCUCAUUGAAGGGGUCAUCUCAGGCUACAACGCCACUGUCUUUGCCUACGGCCCCACUGGCUGCGGGAAAACCUACACCAUGCUGGGCACAGACCAUGAGCCGGGCAUCUAUGCCCGCACCCUCCAUGACCUCUUCCGUGCCAUCGAGGAGACCAGCAAUGACAUGGAGUAUGAGGUAUCCAUGUCCUACAUGGAGAUCUACAAUGAAAUGAUCCGGGACCUGCUGAAUCCUGCCCUGGGGUACCUGGAGCUGAGAGAGGACUCCAAGGGAGUGAUCCAGGUGGCUGGAAUCACUGAAGUAUCUACCAUCAACGCCAAAGAGAUCAUGCAGCUGCUGAUGAAGGGGAACCGGCAGCGGACCCAGGAGCCUACGGCUGCCAACCAGACAUCGUCACGCUCCCACGCAGUGCUCCAGGUGGCCGUGCGCCAGCGGAGCCGCAUCAAGAACAUCCUACAGGAGGUGCGGCAAGGCCGCCUCUUCAUGAUUGACUUGGCUGGCUCAGAACGUGCCUCCCAGACACAGAACCGUGGGCAGCGCAUGAAGGAGGGUGCCCACAUCAACCGCUCCCUGCUGGCCCUGGGCAACUGCAUCAACGCGCUCAGUGACAGGAGCAGCAACAAGUACAUCAACUAUCGUGACAGCAAGCUCACCCGGCUCCUGAAGGAUUCCCUGGGGGGGAACAGCCGCACGGUGAUGAUCGCCCACAUCAGCCCAGCGAGCAGUGCCUUUGAGGAGUCCCGAAACACCCUGACCUAUGCCGGCCGGGCCAAGAACAUUAAGACCAGGGUGAGGCAGAACCUGCUCAAUGUCUCCUACCACAUUGCCCAGUAUACCAGCAUCAUCACUGACCUGCGGAGUGAGAUCCAGCGACUCAAAUGCAAGAUUGAUGCACAAGGGGCGCGGGGAGCAGCCCGGGUCCGGCUGGAUCAGGGCCACAUCCAAGCCGAAGUCCAGCUGCAGAGUGGACAGGGGGAGCAGGCUGAGAUGGCCCAGCUACGGGAGCAGCUCAUCAGCGCCUUCCAGGAGCAGAUGGAUGUCCGGAGACGCCUGCUAGAGCUGGAGAACCAUGCCAUGGAAGUCCAGAUUGACACCUCCCGCCACCUGCUCACCAUCGCUGGCUGGGAGCACGAAAAGUCUCGCCGGGCCCUCAAGUGGCGCGAGGAGCAACGGAAGGAGUCGUUCACCAAGGACGAUAGCGAGAAGGACUCAGACACAGGUGAUGACCAGCCAGACAGCCUGGAACCGCCCGAAGUGGCCUCAGCCCGGGAGAACAUCGCUGCCCUGGUGGGCGAACAGAAGAAGCUUCACAAGGAGAAGCUGGCGCUAGAGCAGCGCUGUCGUGAGCUGCGCACGCGGGGCCGGCGCCUGGAGGAGACGCUCCCGCGACGCAUCGGCUCUGAAGAGCAGCGGGAGGUGCUGAGCCUGCUGUGCCGCGUGCACGAGCUCGAGGUGGAAAAUACGGAGAUGCAGUCCCACGCGCUGCUGAGGGAUGGCGCACUCCGCCACCGCCGCGAAGCUGUGCGUCGCUUGGAGCAGCACCGCAGCCUCUGUGAUGAGAUCAUCCAGGGCCAGCGGCAGAUCAUUGACGACUACAACCUGGCCAUUCCCCAGCACCUGGCACAGCUUUACGAAAUGUACCUGCGGGAGCUGGAGGAGGGUGGCCUGGAGCGGGCCACCAUCAUGGACCGAGUGGCCUCCAGGGCCCUGCAGAACAGCUCCUUGCCCAAAAUUGCCCCAGUGGGAACCAUGCUGACCCCAGAUUCAGACCUGGAGAGUGUGAAGACACUGAGCUCGGAGACCCAUCGCCUGCAGAACAACAUCCUCCCCCCACUCAGCACGGAGAGUGAAACCAACCACAUGUUCAAGACUAGUCCCAGGGCCUGGCAGGUGAAGGGCUCCUCAGUGCCCACCCCGCCUCCCAUCCAGAUCAGUGACCUGGUGACCCAGGAGGCACCCGCUCUGGACAGCCUGGUCAGUCUGAGCAGCCGGAUCAACUCCUCCCCCGACAGCCUAGAGAAUCUAUCAGAGAUAUCCUUGUCCCACAAAGAGCGGAAGGAAAUCCUUACGGGCACCAAGUGCAUUUCGGUGAAGGCCGCGCGGCGGCGCUCGCGAGCCCUUGGCGCUGAGGGUCGCCAUCUCCUGGUGCCCGUGGCGCAGCGCAGCAGCCUGUCCCUGCACUCGCUGAGCGAGGCCGACGAUGCGGAGCCGCCCGGCCCGCUCGCCUACAAACGGCCACCCAGCCCCACGCUACAGCGUGCGGCAAGCGAGGACAACCUGUCCAGCAGCACAGGCGAGGCUCCAGCCCGGCCGGCGGGGCAGCGCGGCGACGGCCCUAGCCCCUGGCUUUACGGCCUGAAGAAAAACCCCGGCAAGAAACGGGAAGACUCUCUGGAGGCCAAGAGAAGAAAGCGGAGGUCCAGGUCCUUCGAGGUCACAGGGCAAGGGCUCUCUCGUCCCAAGAACCACCUCCUGGGGCCCCGUCCCUUGCAGAACGUCUCGGAUCACAGGAUGCCAGCCCCUGGUACCCGACACCCAGGAAAGGUCAUGUUACCUAUGGCCAAAGUCAAACUCCUUCCAAGCCAGAACAUGGGCCCUGAGGACCCCUCAUCCGUUGCUGUUCCCCCCAAUCUAGUUGGCGUUUCCCGACGGGCUACUCGAGGGCCCCGCCUGCCCCAUGGGACAGGCGCCUAUGGCAAAGAUGGACGUUUCCGGCAUAACUGA
Molecule: messenger RNA, 3110 nt
Organism: Chrysochloris asiatica (Cape golden mole)
Lineage: Eukaryota; Metazoa; Chordata; Mammalia; Afrosoricida; Chrysochloridae
Gene: KIF19
Product: kinesin family member 19
Exons: 20
Coding region: 129-3110 (993 amino acids)
Biological process (GO): microtubule-based movement
Molecular function (GO): ATP binding; microtubule motor activity; microtubule binding
Source: RefSeq, a predicted model, not a curated record